GAACCAUCGCUCGGUUAGCUGACGGCGGCAAGCAGAAGAGGAGAGAGCGAACAAUGGAUCACUCCACCUCUCUGCUCCGGCUCAUCUUCCUCGCCCUCGGCGCCGCGCUCGUCGUCCUCGUGGUGCGCUCCUCGUUCCACCUCCCCGACGGCAUCGACGCGACGACGGCGGCGGCGUCGUCCCUGUUCGAUGGCGCCAGCUGCACCAGGUUCUCGCCGUGGGCGUGCCGGCAGCAGGGGCGGCGUCCGUCGUCGCGCGAGUCCGACGUCCCGCGUCACCCGCUCGACCCGCUCACGGUGAGCGAGGUCAACCGCGCCCGCGAGCUCCUCCGCGCGCACCCGCCGUUCGCGUCGGCGCCGUCGUCGCUGUUCGUGCACUCGCUCGAGCUCGACGAGCCGGAGAAGGCCGUCGUCAAGGGGUGGCGGAAGGGCGCCGACCCGCUCCCGCCCCGCCGCGCCGUGGCCGUCGUGCGGUUCCGCCGCGAGUCGCACGUCCUCGCGGUCGAUCUCAGCGGCGGCGGCGGCGCGGUGACUCCUCUGCCUAUCCCUGCCUCCGGCUACCCGAUGAUGAACAUGGACGAGCAGACCAGCCUCUGCUUCGUGCCGUUCAAGGACGCGGCGUUCAACGCCAGCCUUCGCCGCCGCGGCGUCCGGCCCUCCGACGUCGCCUGCCUGCCCAUCUCCCUCGGCUGGUACGGCCCGGCGGAGGAGAACCGCCGGCUCAUCAAGAGCCAGUGCUUCUCCACCGAGGGCACCGCCAACUUCUACAUGCGCCCCAUCGAGGGCCUCACCGUGCUGGUCGACAUGGACACCGCGGAGGUCCUCCACGUCUCCGACCGCGGCGCCGGCAUCCCCAUCCCCGCCGCCGCGAACACCGACUACCGGCACGGGCACUCCUCGCCCCCGACGUCGGCCGAGGCGCAGGGGUGGCUCGGGUUCCAGAAAGUCCGGGCGCCGUCGAUGGAGCCGCCGGCCGGGUCGCCGGGGUUCGAGCUCGUCGACGGGCACACUGUGCGGUGGGGCGGGUGGGAGUUCCACCUCAAGCCCGACGCGCGCGCCGGCAUGGUGGUGUCGCGGGCGCGGGUGCAGGACCCGGCCACCGGCGAGCACCGCGAGGUGAUCUACAAGGGCAUGGCGUCGGAGCUGUUCGUGCCGUACAUGGACCCGACGGAGGCGUGGUACUUCAAGACGUACAUGGACGCCGGCGAGUACGGCUUCGGGCUGCAGGCCAUGCCGCUCGUCCCGCUCAACGACUGCCCGCGCCACGCCCGCUUCCUCGACGCCGUCCUUGUCGCCGCCGACGGCCGCCCCUACGUGCGCGACAACAUGAUCUGCGUCUUCGAGCGCUACGCCGGUGACAUCGCCUGGCGACACUCCGAGAGCCCCAUCACCGGCAUGGACAUAAGGGAGUCGCGGCCGAAGGUGACGCUGGUGGCGCGCAUGGCGGCGUCGGUGGCCAACUACGACUACAUCGUCGACUGGGAGUUCCAGAUGGACGGCCUCCUCCGCAUCAAGGUAGGGCUGAGCGGGAUCCUCAUGGUGAAGGGAACCCAGUACUCCCACAUGAACCAGGUGAAUCAAAACGAGGACAUGUACGGCACCCUCCUCUCCGAGAAUGUCAUCGGCGUCAUCCACGACCACUUCGUCACGUUCCGGCUCGACAUGGACGUCGACGGCGCCGACAACUCCUUCGUCAAGGUGGAGAUGGCGCGGCAAGACACCGCUGCCGGCGAGUCGCCGCGGAGGAGCUACCUGAAGGCUACCCGGCGGGUUGCAAAGACGGAGAGAGAUGCCCAGGUCCGCCUCAAGCUGUACGAGCCAUCCGAGUUCCAUGUGGUGAAUCCCACCAAGAAGACACGGGUUGGGAACCCUGUUGGCUACAAGGUUGUCCCAGCCGGCACAGCAGCUAGCUUGUUGGAUCCGGAGGACCCACCUCAGAAGAGGGGUGCAUUCACAAAUAAUCAGAUUUGGGUGACACCAUACAACAAAACAGAGGAAUGGGCAGGUGGUCUGUUUGUCUACCAGAGCAAAGGGGAGGACACACUGGCUACCUGGUCUGAAAGGGACCGUCCGAUCGAGAACACCGACCUGGUGCUGUGGUACACGCUAGGGUUCCACCACGUCCCGUGCCAGGAGGACUUCCCCAUCAUGCCCACCGUGUCAUCCAGCUUCGACCUCAAGCCGGUGAACUUCUUCGAGAGCAACCCCAUCCUUAGGCAGCGCCCGACCCGCGAGAACGACUUGCCGGUCUGCGCCGCCGCCACCGGCACCACCGCUGCCUGAGACGACGACCGUGCAUGAUCAUGAUGCUUCAGUCGAUCGAUCAACCCAAUAUAUGCUGUUCAUAGUGAAAAGGAUGUUUCGGUACAUCUACGACUGAAUUUGGAGCGAGCUAGCCAUGGCUGGCUGGCUUUGUGUGUAGCUAUGCAUGUAUGACCAGAUGUAUCUUCUCUAUUGAAGACUUGGAAGUAGCUAUUGGCUUCAAGGGUUCAACCAAGUUUCUGUUGAAACUGCAAUCGCAUGAAUUCCAUUCUCCAGUUGACUUUAUUAUUAGCAAAUUCAA
This is a messenger RNA of Oryza brachyantha (malo sina), 2562 nucleotides long. RefSeq names its product primary amine oxidase-like. Gene Ontology annotation, molecular function: primary methylamine oxidase activity; copper ion binding; quinone binding. NCBI's taxonomy places the organism in Eukaryota, Viridiplantae, Streptophyta, Magnoliopsida, Poales, Poaceae. Gene Ontology annotation, biological process: amine metabolic process. The transcript is spliced from 5 exons. The coding region runs from base 54 to 2282 and encodes 742 amino acids. The record is from RefSeq and is a predicted model, not a curated record.